AUGUAUCAUUUCAGUAAAACAACCGAAUUGACUAAUUUGUCUAAUUCCAAUUGGACAAUAGUUGAACAUUUAAUACAAACUUAUGCAGCGGAAAAUUUAAGUAAGCAUCCAUUAAAUUCAAUGUUCAAUGUUAAACAUCAUAGAAAUCAACACCACCACCAACAACAACAGUAUUCUCAUGAAAAUGCAGAAAAUUUAAAAAAUUACAAUGAACAUCAAGCUUUAGCAUUACAUAUAAAUUAUGGUCGAUCUGAAUUCGGUACACAUCGUAUUUUAUGGGUAAAAUUAAUUCUUGCCAUUAUAUAUGGUUUACUAGCAUUUAUGGGAAUCACCUCAAAUUUAAUUGUUACAUAUAUAUUAAUAUUUAUGCGUCGACGUGCAUUAACCAGUAUAACAAAUAUCUUUGUACUUGUUUUAGCUAUAUCUGAUAUAUUAUUAUGUAGUUUUAAUAUGCCAUUACAAGCUUAUUAUGAUUUAAAAGAGACAAUAAUUUUAAAAAAUGAAAUUUUAUGUAAAUUUAUAUUUGCAUGUUUUUGUUUACCAAUGCAUAUAUCUUGUUUAACUAUACUAUUGAUCGCAUGUGAUCGUUAUCAAAUUAUCAUUUAUCCGCUAAGACCACGUAUGUCAGUGAAAUUAGCUUUAAUAUUAAUUGGUAUCACUAUAAUAAUCAGUAUUAUUAAUGCUAUACCAAUUGCAUUAUUCAAUAUCGUAAGUAAUGCUAUACAUACACCAAUUGGUGAAUUACAAAUAAUCAUUGAACGACAACCAUAUAUGUAUCAAUUUGUACCAGGUAAUAUGCAUAGUUAUUGUGUUGAGAAUUGGCCAAAUCCAGAAUCACGAUUAUUAUAUUCCAUAAUUGUAUUUUUUAUACAUUUUUUUAUACCGUUAAUAUUAACAGCUGGAUUAUAUGGACAUAUUUAUUGUCGUCUACAUGAACGACGUUUUCGUAAAGGUUCCGUGGAACGUAAACGUAGAACAAAUAAAAUUUUAAUACGUAUUGUAAUAUGUUUCACAUUAUGUUGGACACCAUGGAAUUGUUUUUCUUUAUGGCUUGAAAUACAUGCAUAUGAAUUACAGAAAAAUUCGUUGACAUUAUCAAAUUUUUAUCAGACAACAAUACAAGAAGAAUAUAAAUUAGCUCAGUUAAACAACUAUUCAUUAUUGAAUAAAUAUAAUCAUACAAGUGUCAUUGAUACGCUGGAUGUAAUUGGUGAAAUAAAUAAUACCUCUUCUUCUUCGUCUUCUUCUCCUCUUCACCAUCAUCGUAAUCACGAAUUACAACAACAAAUAACACAAAUUAAUCAAACAGACAGAAAUUCACAAAAUUAUUAUCUACAUCCAAUGGGUGGUAAUAUUAAACUCAUAGAUUUAAGUUUAAAAUUAUUAGCUAUGACAUCAGCAUGUAUUAAUCCAUGGUUAUAUGGUUGGUUUAAAAAAUUUGUAUUUGGUAUGACAAAAAAAUUAAUGCGUAAGCUGAAACGAUUGAAAUGUAAUAAAGAUGAUUUAUUGAAUAUUGUACAAUAUUUUCAUGAAAAAUAUAAUAUUUGUUUUACUAAACGAUUACCAUGGUUAUAUAUGAAUAAAAAAUUACAUAAUAAUACUAAUACUAAUAUUAAAGAUAGUAAUCAGAAGAUAAUAAAUGAUUUACAAAAAAUUAAAAAUAAAUCACAAGAUUAUGCUACAAAUCCAUUAGGAGGAACUGCUGAUUAUCAAGAAGAAGGAGAGGAGGCAGGUGAAGAUGAUAAUGAUGAUGAGAUGAGAAAAAAUUCAAAAUUAAAUAUUUACAUUUGUUAUUCUUGUGGUUUUGUGUGUACAUGUCAGCUGUCAUUAAAAUCAUUUAAACGUAAAGAUCAUUAUCAAUACAUAAAACGUUAUCAUGAUAAUGAAAGUUAUUAUUCAACUGAACCAUUAACAAAACCAUUGAAUGAAUGUUCAGAACGACGUAUCAUUGUUGGUGAAGCAAUGAUUACUGAUUUAAUGAAACAAACAAAAAAUAAUUCUGCUAAAUGUUCCACAUCAAAUAGUAGUCGUCAAUAUGGAUCAAAAAGUUCCAAUGGUCAAUUAGGUGCUGGUGGUGGGAAUAAUUUGAUCAAUAGCAUAAAUCAUCAUAAUGACAAUAAACCAACGGAUACAACAAAUUCAUCUACGAAUAAAUAUGGAAAAUUCAGCAAAGAAAAUUUACCAUCAAAAUCGAUGUACAGUAAAUUUAAUCGUAAAACAUCAUCACAUAUUAGUGGUAUAUCAUUUGGUACAAUGAGUUAUUUAGAUCCUUCAACUAAACAAACAAGUUUAUUUCCAUCAUCUGGUAUAUUACCAACACCUAGAAGUAGUUUUUUAAAUACUGGUAGUCAAAUUUCACAUAAUAAUGAAAAUCAAAAUCAAGAUAUUGAAAAUACAGAACAACAUACACAUCUUCAUAAUUCUCCUCAUCAACAACAACCACAACAAACUCAACAAUCACAUGAAAUACCUAUGAAUGAAUUAAUUUCAAAUCAAUUAAAACCGUUAUUAUCUGAUUCUGUUGAUUCAAUAAAACAAGAAAAUGAAAUUUCUAAUGAAUAUGACAAUGUAUUGAGUAUCAAUGUUCCAAUGUUACAACCAAAAAAAUCAAUAAAUCAUUUAGAAUUAGAUCAAUUAAAUGAACAAUCGAAUGAGUCAUCAUCUAUUCCGCUUCAAACUAUGCUUCCUGUUCAAGGUCAUCUGAAUUGUGAUAUGAGUCAUACACAUAUUUUACCUGAACUUAUUCGUGUGAAUGUUCAUUCACCAUUAAUUGAAUCAACAGAUCAUGAUCAUAUUAAUAAUAAUAGUAACAAUAAUGAUAUUGAUCAUAAAAAUAGUUCUUUAAAUGAUGAUAUUCGAUAUGAAGAUAAAAUUUGUCGUAAACUAGAAUUCAAUGAUAAAACUAUUCUAAGUCGAAAUAGAUUAGAAAUUAAUUUAUCUGAUUCAUAUGCUGCUACAAUACCAUUUGUAGAUGAAGAGAAUUCAUUCAGUGAAGGAAAUGUUUCUUGUCAAAUUGUCAAUAAUAGAAAAUGUUCAUUGAAUAAUAAUAAAAAUAAUAAAAAUAAUAAUAAUAAUAAUAAUGAACAUAUUACAAUCAAUCAAUCACAAGAUAGAAUGAAUAUGAAGAAAUCUGUAAAUCAAAUAAACACUUUAAAUUCUCUAUUGCCAUCAUCGAUUCAAACAACAUCAGCGUUAACAUCCCAACCAAAAUCCCAACCAAUCAAUAAACUUGAUCAUCAUAUUAUUAAAGAGAAAAAACCUAGAAAAUUAUCAAUUUAUAUGAAAAAUUCCACAAGACGUAUUAGUAAUGGUAUGAAUUUAUUUAUUACACGUAAACAAAAACAUUUAGAAAAACAUGAAAUAAUACCUAAGACAAUUGUAUCAGAACGUCGUUUAAGUUUUCCAAAUGUAAUAGAUAGGAAAAAAUUGAAUGAAGAUAAAAAAAUAUCAUUUAAAAAAAAAUCUUCCGAUUUAUUUACAUCAGCAACAAGUGAUGAAACAUCGGAUUUAGAUGAUUUUGUUCAUAUUAGUCGUAUGGUUGCUAUGGAAGUGAUACGUAAACGUAAAAUAUGUGAAAGAGCACAAAGUGUUUGUGUCGCAUUGACAUCAGAAAAUAAUAGAACUAAUAAUAAUGAGAAAACUACAAAUACCAUUAAACAAGAACACAUAUCAUCUUUUAAUAAACGUAAAAGUUUCACUGGAUUUCAUCGUGGUUUUUCAUUGUCCUCUUCUAUUCAUUCAUCAAAUAAACGAAGAUUUACUCAGAAUUAUUUAACUACAGAUAAAUAAGUUUUAAUACCAUGAUGGUGGAUAUUUGAAGAG
Schistosoma turkestanicum is the source of this 3822-nucleotide messenger RNA. The record is from the annotation of a GenBank genome assembly. Lineage: Eukaryota; Metazoa; Platyhelminthes; Trematoda; Strigeidida; Schistosomatidae.